CUCUAAAGUCCUCUACAAUAUUUCUGAUCAGCCACCACCGACCUUUUUGUGACUACCUUCUUUUGUUAUUGUCACUGAUAUCCUUCUCGUUCUCUCCGACGCUCCUCCCGUUCAUCUCUUCGAAAUUUAAUACUUGUCUUCUCUCCGACGCUUCUUUCACGCCAACCUAUUGAACCACCCUUUUCGGACGGUCUGCCUAGUCUGACAUUGGCAGAAGAUGUUAAUAGCUCGAUCGCGACUUUUUCCUUAAUAUUCUUUCUCUCCUUGGUCUCAAGAUGAGGACACCCUCACCUACACACUUCCGGACAUGGCCGCUUCGGCUCACGCGGAUUUUGCCCUGGGCGUUGGCUGCGCUGUUGGUCAUGUCACACUCUACAUCUGCGGCGGAUAAGACUGCAUCAGACUACUAUGUCAAGUCCCUUCCUGGGCAGCCUGAUGGGCCGCUCUUAAAAAUGCACGCAGGCCAUAUUGAAAUCACCCCCGAACAUAACGGACACUUGUUCUUCUGGCAUUACCAGAAUCGACACAUUGCCGAUCGAUCGCGAACCGUUAUCUGGCUCAAUGGUGGACCGGGCUGUAGUUCAAUGGACGGUGCGCUGAUGGAAUUGGGCCCAUACCGUGUGCAAGAGGGCGGAAAGCUUAGGUACAACGAGGGAUCCUGGGACGAGUUUGCCAACCUCUUAUUUGUCGACAAUCCCGUCGGCACAGGCUUCAGCUACGUCAACAGUGACAGCUAUUUGCAUGAGCUGCAAGACAUGGCCGAUCAAUUCGUCAUCUUCCUGGAAAAAUGGUUUGCGCUGUUUCCCGAAUAUGAGAACGACGACAUCUACUUUGCUGGCGAAUCCUACGCCGGUCAGCAUAUCCCCUAUAUUGUACGAACCUUAUUGCAGCGGAACAAGCGAGCGAGAGCAGCCGGGAAGAAGACAUGGGAUAUCCAGGGCUUGCUUAUCGGCAAUGGUUGGAUCGCCCCUUCAGAGCAAUACCCUGCAUACCUGCCUUUUGCUUACGAGGAAGGUCUCAUCCAAGGCGGCACUCCCAAUGCACAAAGGGUUGAAUCGGCACAGGUCAACUGCCUGGCAGAACUAAGCAAACCCGGUGGGACUGAAAAGGUUGACAUCAGCAUCUGUGAAAGUGUGCUUUCGGUGAUUCUGGACGUCAGCAAGGCGGAUGGCAAGUGUUUUAACAUGUAUGACGUUCGUUUGAAGGACGACUGGCCAUCAUGUGGUAUGGCAUGGCCUCCUGACCUGACCACUGUGACGCCGUGGCUGAGGCAACAGGACGUCGUGGAUGCUCUGCACAUCAACCCGGACAAGCGGACUGGCUGGACCGAGUGUUCUGGUGCCGUAUCGUCUGCAUUCCGAGCUAGUCACUCGAAACCCAGCGUCGACUUCUUGCCUGAGAUUCUCGAGGCUGGAGUCCCCAUUCUCCUUUUCAGCGGAGCCAAAGACUUGAUAUGCAACCACAAGGGGACAGAAGAUAUGAUCAGCAAUAUGAAAUGGGAUGGCGGCACUGGGUUCGAAUUGUCUCCUGGUGUCUGGGCUCCGAAGCGCGACUGGACGUUUGAGGGCGAGCCCGCAGGCAUCUAUCAGGAGGCACGAAACCUCACGUAUGUGCUCUUUUACAACGCCAGCCACAUGGUUCCGUUUGAUUGGCCUCGCCGAAGCCGAGACAUGCUGGACCGGUUCAUGGGAGUGGACAUUGCGAGCAUCGGAGGCACACCGGCCGAUAGUCGCAUAGACGGCGAAAGGGCAGGCAGCGAGACGAGUGUUGGGGGUCAUCCCAACAGCACGGUGGCGAUUGAAGACGGCAAGCAAAAGUUAAAGGACGCAGAGCUCAAGGCAUACUAUCGCAGCGGAGAAGCGGCGCUAGUGUUUGUACUGAUUGCGGCGGCACUGUUUGGAUGGUGGGUCUGGCGUGGUCGCAGAAAAGCUCGUGAUCAAGGCUACAUCAGUGUGCCCCUUGCCAAUGGGUUCAAAGGCCGAGACGUGGAAGCGGGAGAUUUUGAUGAAAAUGAACUGGACAAUCUCCCCAGUUCACGGCGACGAGACAUGGAAGCGAAUCAUUACGACCUCGCCUCCGACAGUGAGGAUGAAGACAAGGGAUCUGGGGUUGCACGGAAGAACGAGCGAUAAGUCUACUGUGGUCUCCCUGUCUCACGCUUCGCCCAAGUUGAGGUUGGAAGGGACGAUUUGUAAUUUAGUCACUGUUUAAGCCGGCGCAGGGUGGAGGAGUCGAGGACUAGACUCUGGCCAGGAGGUCAUGUUGCCGCACGAUGACGCUACAGAAAUGAGUAGAUUUGCCCAAGCACGUACG
Exophiala mesophila is the source of this 2313-nucleotide messenger RNA. RefSeq lists its product as uncharacterized. Gene Ontology annotation, biological process: apoptotic process; proteolysis. The coding region runs from base 276 to 2132 and encodes 618 amino acids. Lineage: Eukaryota; Fungi; Ascomycota; Eurotiomycetes; Chaetothyriales; Herpotrichiellaceae. The record is from RefSeq and is a predicted model, not a curated record. The transcript has 2 exons. Gene Ontology annotation, molecular function: serine-type carboxypeptidase activity. Gene Ontology annotation, cellular component: trans-Golgi network.